CGCUUCAGUGGAAGAUCACUAGGUUAGGCUUUGUUCAGACGGUAGCUUCGGCGCCGCUUUUACUCCUUUGUCGGUUCUGAUCAGCACGCCACUGCCAUGAAGUGGGCAGUGCUGUUGGCCACCCUUGUGGUGGCAGCUUCCGCUGAGGUCUACCUGAAGGAAACGUUUGAUGACUCGUGGGCGGACCGUUGGGUGAAGUCCAAGUGGAAGCAAAGUGACGGCCAAGCUGGUGACUUUAAGCUGAGCGCUGGCAAGUGGUAUGGCGACGCUGAGGCGGACAAGGGCAUCCAGACUGGGCCGGACUCGAAGUUCUUUGCUUCGUACGCUCCUCUAGACAAGGUCUUCGACAACACCGGCAAGGACACCGUCCUGCAGUUCUCGGUGAAGCACGAGCAGGACCUGGACUGCGGCGGUGGCUACAUUAAGCUCGUGCCCGCUUCCAGUGAGAAGCAGAUGGAGUCCUUCGGUGGUGAGACUCCCUACUCCAUCAUGUUCGGCCCCGAUAUCUGCGGCUACUCCACCCGCAAGAUCCACGUGAUCCUGACCUACAAGGGUAAGAACUACCUCAUCAAGAAAGACCUGAAGGCGGAGACCGACCAGCUGUCGCACGUCUACACUCUGGUCAUCAAGCCCGACAACACCUACAAGGUGUACGUUGACCUGAAGGAGGUGGCCUCUGGGUCUCUCUUCGAGGACUGGGACAUGCUGCCCCCUAAGACCAUCAAGGACCCCAAGGCCAAGAAGCCCGAGGACUGGGACGAGCGUGAGGAGAUCCCCGACCCCGAGGACAAGAAGCCCGAGGGCUGGGAUGACAUCCCCGCCACCAUUGCCGACAAGACCGCCAAGAAGCCUGAGGACUGGGAUGAGGAGGAGGACGGCACCUGGGAGCCGCCCAUGAUCCCCAACCCCGAGUACAAGGGCGAGUGGAAGCAGAAGAUGAUUAAGAACCCUGAUUUCAAGGGCAUCUGGGUUGCCCCCGAUAUUGAGAACCCCGAGUACAAGCACGAUGACACCCUCUACAACUUCAAGGACCUGAAGUACGUCGGCUUCGAGCUGUGGCAGGUGAAGUCGGGCUCCAUCUUCGACAACAUCAUGGUCACUGACGACUUCGAGACCGCCAAGGCCUUCGCUGAGGAGACCUGGGGCAAGAGCAAGGACGCCGAGAAGGAGAUGAUGGAGAAGGUGAAGAAGGAGGAGGAUGCCAAGAAGGCUCCCCCUCCCGCCGCCGCCGCCGCUUCUGAGGAGGGCGAGGACGACGAUGACGAGUACGACGACAAGGAGGAGCCCGCCGCCACCGGCUCCGUUGAGAUCCCCAAGGAUGAGGAGGUUAAGGAGGAGGCUGCCCACGAUGAGCUGUAAAUCUCUCGUUGAUGGUAGUUGAAAUUCUUGCGGAUUGUUGGAGGACAAAAUCAAUUAAACACAAACCAUAACAUGACUUGACGUUUCUCGGGAUGGAGCGAUGGCUUGAGAGGAUGAGAGGUGUUGACCAUGCGACGACUGGGAUGAAGGCACGUGACGGAAUUGUGAUGGUGGAAAGCUCGACAGGUUAGGCUUAUCUGACUCGCAUAGGCAGGAUGCUCGCCGGGCGUGCGCCCGAUUUUGCAAUGCGCGUUCAUGCGUACAUACAUGCUGUAAAGGCAAAUCCACA
Molecule: messenger RNA, 1648 nt
Organism: Astrephomene gubernaculifera
Lineage: Eukaryota; Viridiplantae; Chlorophyta; Chlorophyceae; Chlamydomonadales; Astrephomenaceae
Source: the annotation of a GenBank genome assembly